This is a messenger RNA of Camponotus floridanus (Florida carpenter ant), 1932 nucleotides long. Its product is annotated as cytochrome P450 6A1. The coding region runs from base 355 to 1866 and encodes 503 amino acids. Lineage: Eukaryota; Metazoa; Arthropoda; Insecta; Hymenoptera; Formicidae. The record is from RefSeq and is a predicted model, not a curated record. Gene Ontology annotation, molecular function: oxidoreductase activity, acting on paired donors, with incorporation or reduction of molecular oxygen; heme binding; iron ion binding. The transcript is spliced from 6 exons.
GUUGCAUUAUCAAUUGUUAUUUUAAUAUACAAUUCAUCAUUAAUUUAAGUGGAGCAUUGUAAAUGCGAAAGAUGAAUAUAUAUUACAAAUAUAAUUCCUGAAUUCAUGUACUCAUUCUCCUUGUGUUGACAAUGUUGAUUACACAUCGCCUUGUAGUGAUGAUAAUAAUUGAUAUUAUCAUACAUCACACACAUACUUUUAUAAAUUGACUGAGCUUGGAUCGUAGCAGCCAAUGUUACAAGUUAGUUGGCUGAGAGCUGAGAUAACAUGGAGCUAUAAGUGCCAGAGUUCAAUUGCUGUUGCAUUCAAUUAACAUUGUGUGAGACAAUUGAUCAGCAUUUGAAUUACAAGGUUAUGGAAUCUUUUGAAAUAAUAUGCGGCAUUGCCGUUGUAUUUCUUGGUGCGUAUUAUUACUUUACAUUGAACUUUGGUUUUUGGAAGUCACGUGGUAUUCGCGGUCCACAACCGACACCAGGAUUCGGUAAUAUUAAAGAUAUUAUGCUUAUGAAAAAAUCCUUACCUGAUUUUUUGAUGGAAAUAUACAACGAUUACAAAGAUGAACCCAUGGUUGGAAUAUUUGCUAACAGGACACCAACUCUUAUCGUAAAAGAUCCAGAUUUAAUUAAGGAUAUUCUUAUCAAAGAUUUUACUAAUUUUGCCGAUAGAGGAUUUCUCUUUCACGAAAAGUUAGAUCCGCUGUCGCAACAUCUUUUCGCUUUAGAACCUAAAAGAUGGCGACCAUUGAGAACAAGACUUUCGCCUGUUUUCACAUCUGGCAAAUUAAAGGAAAUGUUCUCUUUAAUAACACAGUGCGCUGAUCGAUUUGAACGAUAUAUAGAAAAACUAGCGAGCAAAAACGAGCCCAUAGAAUGUCGCGAGCUAACAGCCAAGUAUACAACCGAUGUAAUAGGUACUUGUGCCUUUGGCAUCGAAAUGAAUGCUUUGUCGGACGAAGACAGCGAAUUUCGCAACAUGGGAAGACUGGUCUUUGCGCCAACUUGGACAAAUAUUGUACAAAGAAGAAUGAGACAAUUACUGCCUAAGCGAUUUUGCGAUAUACUCAGUUAUAUUUUACCAAUAAAAGAAGUAACCAAAUUUUUUACACGUGUUGUCGUAGAGACUAUGUACUACAGAGAUACGAAUAAUAUUGUUAGACACGAUUUUAUUGAUACAUUGCGCGAUUUAAAAAAACAUCCAGAUAAAGUAAGCAAUAUCGAUUUAACUGAAAACCUAAUAGCUGCUCAAGCAUUCGUAUUUUUCGCUGCCGGCUUUGAAACUUCAUCAACAGCUAUGAGUAAUGCCCUUUAUGAAUUAGCAUUAAAUCAAGAAAUACAAAAGAAGCUGCGUGAGGAAAUUAAUGAAGAAUGUAUAAGACAUAAUGGCAAUUUUAAAUAUGAAAAUGUAAAAAAGAUGAAUUACUUGGAUAAGGUUUUUAAAGAAACUUUACGAAAAUAUCCUCCAUUAGUCCAACUUACAAGAAAAGCGACAUCAAGUUAUACUUUUCAUAAUAUCAACGUUAAUAUACCAAAAGGUCAGGACAUAUGGAUUCCAAUUUACGCAAUUCAACGAGAUCCGGAUAUUUAUCCGAAGCCAGAUGUAUUUGACCCAGAAAGAUUUUCUGACAAAGUUGCGCAAAUUAAACACUCGAUGUUUUAUUUGCCUUUCGGUGAUGGACCAAGAAAUUGCAUAGGUGCUCGCUUUGCUGUUCAUCAAACAAAAAUUGGACUUAUAAAAAUAUUGCGAAAUUAUAAAGUUGAAAUUUGCGAAAAAACGCAAAUUCCCUAUAUAAACGAUCCUCGAUCGUCUGUUAUAUUAACGCCAUUAGGUGGAAUAUAUUUGAAAAUGAUUAAAAUCAAUCGACUCUAAUUUAUGUUCGAUUGUUUCUCAAAAAAUAUGCGUUAAGAAGUGAAAAAUGUAAAAAUAUAUAAUACA